AUGCGAACCACACCCUCGGUGGUAGGCUUCAACAAUGAUCAGCGAUUAGUUGGCAUUCCUGCCAAACGGCAAGCAGUUACCAAUCCGGAAAACACAAUCUUUGCGGCCAAGCGCCUGAUUGGACGAACGUACGACGAGGAUGCAACACAGAAGGACAAGAAGAUUUUGCCUUACAAGAUCGUCAAGGCGGCCAACGGAGAUGCUUGGGUGGAAGCUGCCAGCCAGCAGUAUUCGCCUAGCCAAAUUGGUGCCUUCGUCCUCACCAAGAUGAUUCUUGGAGUGACAUGCUUCGGCAAGACAUGCAGCAGGUUAACGUGCAGUUGCAGCGUUGCUGCUGGCAAAGGGAGGAAGGAUGCUGGGAAGAUUGCUGGCAUGGAAGUUUUGAGAAUCAUCAAUGAGCCGACAGCAGCUGCAUUGGCAUUUGGGAUGGAAAAGAAGGAGGAUGGGCAGAUUAUGGCGGUCUACGACUUGGGGGGGUGGCACCUUCGAUAUCUCCGUGCUGGAGAUCUCCACCGGUGUCUUCGAGGACACGCUCGAGAUGGGACUGCUUCUUCCUCCCGGAGAGAUGCAGGAGGCCAUUCUGGGCGUAGAGCUGGUGAAGGAGUGCGCCGGCGCCGCCGCCGAAGGAUCCGAGUGGAAGGCUCGAGACAGCAGGCAACCGAGUUGGGGCGGCCAGAGGCUCUUGGUGAUGGGAGAGCUGGCGCCCUCGGUCCAGACGCAGCAUCCUUGAGGGAAGCAUGCAACGAGCACUUGGAAGAGCAAGAGCCGAUGAGCACGACAGCUGCUCAGGCUUCCUUACACCCGGCAACUCCAGGACCGACAGCAGGUCUCACUCUAGUUCUGGACUCACUUUUGGAUGAGGCCAAAUUGGGCCUGCACAGGUCUGCCAUUGCAGAAACCAUGGUGUUCUGUCUAGAGCAAGCGGCGCACGCACAGACCUUGGCUACCCAUUUGGCAGCUCGCUGUGUAUCAUCUACAGGGCCCAUAGGGGUACUCGAAUUGGCCUGUUUAUUUUGUAUUUCGGACAUUUUGCACAACACAGGCUAUGCUCACCGAUGCCCUGGUGCAAGCACCUACCGAUCAGCCUUUGAGGAGCUGCUUCCUGGCAUUUUUCACAGGUGGUAUGUGGGCCUGAGAGCUGCUGGGGAGAUCAGCCAGGGCGAGAGAAGUUAUGCAGAGAUGAAGCUCAGGCAACUUCUCAAGGCCUGGCGAUCCUCGGAUUUCUUCCCUACGCUCUAUCUUGAUGGUCUGGAGGCGGCUGCCUUCGCUGGAGCUUUGGCCAUCGAGGCGGUGCCAUAUCCAAGUUCCAAAGAUGUUCGAUUGAAAUUGGAAGUGUAUGCAGCUUUGGACUUGGUAGCAUUGGAGCGAAGAUGCCGCAAUAGAGGGCUGUGGACCAGCACUGGCCAGAUUCCACCUUCACGAUCCAUGCUGCUGCAAAGGCUUAGAGUCUUUGAGGAGUAUUGGCUCAGCCGAUCGACCACAAGCCAAGUGGAUGGUAGCACGACCAUGCCCGAAGAAGGCGACCCCGGCGAGCCUAAGAUCUCGGAUGACCUGGAUGGAACGCCCGUUGAUGCCUCCCUGGUGCGGAAGAGGGCGAGGAACCAGUCAGCUUCAGUGCCGAUGACUUCGAUUGAAGCUCCCAGAUGGUCUUGUUUGGAGACGCCUGUCCAUGAUGCGCCUGCGGCAGGCAACGAUGAAGAUCUGGAUGGUGAGCCAAUAGGCGUUUUGGAGCUUCAGCAAUGGCGCGCGGCCAAAGCUACCGCGGCCCCGGUUGCCAGUGCCGCGCGGAGUCCGCCUCUACCGGCCCCUGUGCCGGUGCCAAUGCCAGUUCCGAUCCCUGUUCCGCAGCCGAUGCCUGUGGCUGCUCCACCUGUGAUUGAUGCGGAUGCGUUCGAAAAAUCUGCCAUAGAUUCGAUAGACGCGCUCCUUUCUGCUUCACAGGCAGCAGUUGUUCAGGCCAGGCAGCCACCACCACCACCGACCGUAAAGCGUUUGGAGGCUUGUAGCACCGGAGCCAAAAGAGAUGAAAUGCCUUCUCGACGACCUGGACGGGGCUUUGAAUCUUCAAGAGAUCAAACAAAGGCUUCUCCAAGUCGAGGUCGCCGGACAGGACGAAGUAGGCGAAGCGGGAGCCGGAGCCGCAGCCGCAAUGGCAGAGGCAGAUCGCGACGAAGGCGCAGACGUGAUGCACCAGAGCCCUCCAACGCGACUACUGCCGCAACAGCUGCCGCCGCAGCAGCUGCGGCGGCUGCAGCUGCCAGUGCUGCAGCCUUCCUGUCGGCCAGGUCUCGGGCGGCAGCCGCCGUGCCAGCCGCCGUAGGGCCAAGCCGGCCGAAGGCGCCGAAGGCGCCGAAGGAGCAGCUCAAGGAGCGCAGCCCAGAACCAGAUGCUGAGUUGGAUGGCGAUCCCCUUAGUGACGAGGAGAGCCAUCGAAGCUUUGAAGAAGUCAAGGCGACGAAUGGAGAUACCUCUUUGGGCGGAGAAGACUUUGAUCAUGCGAUCCUGCAGUACCUGGUGGAGGUUGGCUACAGAGCAGGGCUGCUUGAUGGUGAUGUCCGCUUGAAGGUGCGAAACUUGGCAGGUGAGGAGCUGCAGCUGACAUUCCCUUCAACCGCUCCAGCACGGGAGCUACAGGAAGCAGUGCAUAGAGAGUGGAAGAUCCCGCUCUUGGCACAGCGCUUUGUCCUAAACGAUGAAGUGGUGCGCCUCGAGGGAGCUUUAGGUCGAGUGCUCCGGAUGCCUCAAGGUGGAGAUCUGGAGGUAGCUUUUUUGCGUAGCCAACUCCCAGAGGAAAUCCAGGAGUCCUUAGAUAGAAGGCUUCUCAACGCAGUGGCUGCAGGCCUGGGAAUGUGUCCUUGGGAUGCCGAAGCAGAUGGCCGGAAAGCGUUCGUGCGGUCACUUGCGGCACCUGUUUGUGGCUUUGGCGGCCAAGGUGAUUACAAAGACAUCUCUGAAGUCUUAGCUGAAGGAGCCACCUCGAGCCAGGACUCAAAAGUGCCCACGCCACUCUCGGUGGCAGUAGCUUUGAAGGACACAAAGGCGCAAGAGAUGCUCCUUGCUGCAGGCUUCAGAGAAGAUAUUGCCGAGAAACAGAUGGCGUUCGGCAGUCUUCGGCGAGCAUUUGCAUCGCAGAGUCUCUCUGGUGCAGUGUGGUGUUUGGCGCAAGGUGCAGAUGUGAACACCUGGUUGCGGCGAGGCGAUGGUGUGAGGGACACCUCAGGUGGCACUCCGCUGCAUGCCUGUUGCGCGCAGUUUUCACAGCCGGGUGCGAGCGCUGUGGUGACUCUCCUGUGCCGUUUGCGGGCCGAUGUCAAUGCUGGAGACAGCGAGGGUGAUUCGCCUUUGGCACAUGCCAGAUACUUCGGAGCGAAGGAGAUUGAAUCGGUGCUGCGGCGAUAUGGUGCCAAGCUGAAGGGUCCUUACUAUCAGCAGCUUUGCUUGAGAAUAGAUGUUCAGCUUUCGGAGGUGACGGCGGAGUUUCACGGCGGACCUGGUGCUUUGUACAGCGCCGAAAACGUGGCCGGCUCGCACGCAAAAGGUUCCUGGCAUUUCAUGGCCGAUGGGCUUGGAGCUUGGCCUCUGACCAUCGGGAGGUCCAAGCUGGAGCAGCUGGUGGAUCCGCUGCUGAGUCGGACCAAGGCACCCUGUGAGGCCUGCACCAAGGAUGCCGGGGUGAAGCCCAACGAGAUUGGUGAAAUCCUUUUGGUGGGUGGCAUGACACGCAUGCCCAAGGCCAGCCUACCUGACCCAUCGAAGGCGGUCAAUCCAGAUGAAGCUGUGGCCAUGGGAGCUGCGAUUCAGGGCGGCGUGCUGAAGGGAGAUGUCAAGGAUGUUUUGCUGCUAGACACCGCCUCGGGAUGUGCUCAGAAAGGCUCCAAGCAAAGCUUGGCUUGUGAUGCCAAGGAUGUCACACCUUUGUCGCUGGGUAUCGAGACCUUGGGCGGCGUGUUCACGACCAUUCCCACCAAGAAGUCUCAAGUCUUCUCCACGGCUGCUGACAAUCAAACACAGGUGGGCAUCAAGGUAUUCCAGGGUGAGCGUGAGAUGGCAGCAGACAAUCAGAUGCUUGGGCAGCAGGAGCCACAGCAUCUCGCAGCUAUCCGAUCAAGUUUGAUUGGCAUCAUUGGUAGGUUUUUGAGUUGA
This is a messenger RNA of Durusdinium trenchii, 4143 nucleotides long. Lineage: Eukaryota; Dinophyceae; Suessiales; Symbiodiniaceae. The record is from the annotation of a GenBank genome assembly.